CAACCACAAACCACCCACUGAGCCGAAGGCAGCAAAUCGAAACUCUUCAAUGAGUUCACCUUCAGAUAAAUAGUUUGUCGCCCCUUUUCUCUGAAGACAUAUUUUAAUCGUUUGGCGUCUUGCAAAAUGAAUGGUUCUCUGCAUUCCUCACCUAACGAGGUGGACAUAAAACUGAAGCGAGGACCGGCAGGUUUGGGAUUCAAUAUAGUUGGGGGCGUGGACCAGCAGUAUGUUGUGAAUGACAGUGGGAUUUAUGUGUCCAAAAUUAAAGAAGAUGGAGCUGCAGCAUUGGAUGGAAGACUCCAAGAGGGGGACAAGAUCCUGGCGAUCAAUGGGGUCAAACUUGAGGAACGGACACAUAAAGCUGCGGUGGAGCUCUUCAGGACAGCAGGGGAGGACGUGGAGCUCCGUAUUCUGAAAAAGUUUCCCCAUCACAUGAACGGACCCAUAGGCUCACAACCCGAGCACGAAUCUCCUGCCUUUUCUCUGGGAAUACUGGCUGCUAUCGCGGGAGCUGCAGCCAUCUUUGCAUUCUUUUACAUGCGGCACCAUAAGAAGCACUUUUAAUAAAGCCAACAUCUUUAUAUUAUUAUUAAGAUCAAAAACUUUGCUAAAGGCCAAAGAAGUGAAAGGGAACAAACUCAAAGCAGUAGAUGUUAUUUUUGUGAUUCGUAGGUGUUGGUGUCACUGAUGAGUUUCUCCCAUGUUCAUGUGUAUUAUGUGAUUAAUGGUAGCUUCUUGACACCCUUCCUAUGCAAAAGGAUGCUCUCUUACCACUGAGAUUACUUUAAUAGAAAACUUUGUGAUUGUAAGGAGAUAAAGAAGGAUGUACACAUGACAUUCCUGCUGCUGGACUGAGCUCAGGCAGAAACAAACAGCUGCCCCGUAGACAGAGGUUGUAUAUGCAAAAAAAACUUAAAUCUGUGGGUCAAGUCAGAGUCCAUUUACAAACUGAAAGACGGUGUUGUGUGCAGUCACUCGUAGGCCUCUCUGUAACUCCAUCGCUGAAUGGUGGAUCUGUCCGAGGGGCGACUGAGAGAAACCCACUGUAUUUUCAGUUUGUUAGUGUUCAAAAUUCAUGCAACUGGGUUUGAUUUUCUUUUUGCACCAUUGCACAGGAUCAUGGGAGGAGUGGCAUCCUGCCAUAGUCCAUAGAUUGAGCUGUGGGAUUGAAAAAGUCUCCGGUAAUGUGAUAAAUUGUGUAAUGGACUUUAGAGUGCCUUUUCUGUCUGUUUCCAAGUUCUGGUGGUGUUGAGUUCAUGUUACUCCUGAUCAUGUUCAAAAUGAAAAUCAACCCACUACGUCCAUUAAUACAUUAAAUUUAAGGAUGUGACUGCCUAUAAUCUAUAUUUUCUUAUUGUCAACAAAUCCUGUAAAAAGUAACGUGUUAGUUUUUCUCUCAAUACUUUCUGGAUUGAUACACAGAUGGUGCUCUAUGGUAUUUACAGUAGCACGGUGUGUGUAAUCUUCAGUCAAAGUAAACUUCAGUGCCCUUGUUCAUUGUAGUGAAGGAACAUGUCACUCAACAAUUAAGAGGAAUAAGAUAUAUCACGCUUGUUAGUAAAAAAUCAAUUCAUUGUUGCUUUUGGUCUUUUAAUGGGAUAUGUUGACAGUAAGAAUCACCAGAUUCAUCCUUUUAUAGCAAAAUACACUUGUUUAAAGUAUCACUAAGUAGUUUCACUUUGAAGAGUUUAUUAUAAAGUGUAUGUUUAUAGAAGGUCACUCGGGGUGAACCAUUAAAUCUAAAACAAACAAAUACAUCAUUCCUUAAAUGUGUAUCGUGUGUUGAGCAGCUCAUUUCUUAAAGCUCAGUCACAGCUGAAGGCUCUGCCUUUUUUAAACAUUCUUCCUAAUUUUGCUUUGUGGCCAGUGCUUGAAAUCACACCUUCUGCUAAGUGAUUUAUCUUUUGGGUUGAAUAUGAAAUACGGAGUAUGUUGUGAUAGAGUUGCUUAUUUGUGUGAAGGAUCAUCAUCCAGUUCACUUUAAAGGAGAGUUUUUUUUGAAGAAGUUAGUUGCUGUCAAAGGUUUUUGCACUAGCCACAAUCAUGGAUGUCCUCAUGUAACGGCCAUAGAGCAGACGAAUAAGUGAGUUGUGUGUGCUGGGUGUAUUUAUUCACAUUUGUCGGUCUGCAGAUACUAUCGUGCAAUUGUCUCUGACUGUAUGUGGGACCUUGUUGUCUGUAAAUACAUUUCAUGUCGCUCUGCUGAGCGGAAUGUGAAUAUGUGCAUGUAUGCCAGAAAAAUCCAUCAGAAGCACUAAUUUUGCAAAUUUUGUUAUGUUUUACAUCCAAGCACCUACUGUAUUAAAAUACAUGUUGAAGUCA
Micropterus salmoides (largemouth bass) is the source of this 2325-nucleotide messenger RNA. RefSeq names its product synaptojanin 2 binding protein (gene synj2bp). The record is from RefSeq and is a predicted model, not a curated record. The transcript has 4 exons. Bases 127 to 567 code for a protein of 146 amino acids. NCBI's taxonomy places the organism in Eukaryota, Metazoa, Chordata, Actinopteri, Centrarchiformes, Centrarchidae. Gene Ontology annotation, molecular function: protein binding.